AUAAUAAGGGAAUAACAUAUUUGAAUCUUUUUAGGAAAACAAUGGCAAAGAAAGUGGAAAUUUACGGUGGUUUUGGAGAAGAAUUUGAUGAUGGUGUUUACGACAGUGUGAGGAAAGUGUGUGUUGGAGUAUAUGGUGACCGUGUAAGCUCUGUUGAAUUCGAGUAUGGUAAGGGAGACCAAUCGAUAAUUCGUUCUCACGGCCAAAAAUCACAAGAAAGUAAAGAGUUUGUGCUUGACCAUGCACGUGGUGAAUAUAUAAAAUCCGUGGAGGUAACUUCCCAUGGAAAUGGUUUAAUCUCUUCUUUAACGUUCAUAACAUCAGUGGAGAGAGACCGUGAGGUAUUUGGGAAAGUGGAAGGUACAAAAAAUUUCCUCGAAGCAAAAGGGUUUGAUAAGCUUGUCGGCUUCCGAGGAAGGUCUUACCUUGACCGUCUCAAUGCUCUCGGAGCACAUUUUGCGGUGGUGCUAACUCCUCCGGUCAAAAAACUAGAAGCAAAAGGUGGGAACUUUGGGGACGAGUGGGAUGACGGGGUCCAUGACAAUGUUCGUAAGAUAACAAUCAGACGCAGCGAAGGAUCUGUGGAAAUGGUCAAGUUUAAGUACGUGAAUGGAACGGAGAUUGUAUUGGGAGACGCUCAUGGGGAUACUUCACAGCUUCCGUAUGUAAAAGAAAAGUUCGUGCUUUCUGAAGAUGAAUACCUCACAUUUGUUCAUGGACACUAUGGUCAAAAGUUUCCAGUUGGACAAUCCGUUAAUUUGCAUGGUCGCUUUUGCGACGGUAUAACGAUGCUUAAGUUCAAGACAAACAAGGAUACAUAUCAAGUGUUAGGAGCCGAAACAGAAGGUUAUGAGUAUGUGGGCACAUCGUUCGUGUUGGGGGAGACUGAUCACAAGAUUGUUGGGAAAACAAUGGCAAAGAAAGUGGGAAUUUACGGUGGUAUUGGAGAAGAAUUUGAUGAUGGUGUUUACGACAGUGUGAGGAAAGUGUGUGUUGGAGUAGAUGGUGACCGUGUAAGCUCUGUUGAAUUCGAGUAUGGUAAGGGAGACCAAACGAUAACUCUUUCUCACGGCAAAAAAUCAUCACAAGAACGUAAAGAGUUUGUGCUUGACCAUGAUGAAUAUAUAAAAUCGGUGGAGGGAACUUUCCAUCAUUAUUAUUUCAUCUCGUCGUUAACGUUCAUAACAUCAGUGGAGAGAGACCGUGAGGUAUUUGGGAAAGAGGUUGGUACCAAAUUUGUCCUCAAAGCAAAAGGGUUUGAUAAGCUUGUCGGCUUCCGAGGAAGGUCUUCCCUUGACCGUCUUAAUGCUCUCGGAGCCCAUUUUGCGGUGGUGCUAACUCCUCCGGUCAAAAAACUUGAAUCAAAAGGUGGGAACAACUUUCGGAACGAGUGGGAUGACGGGAUCCAUGACAAUGUUCGUAAGAUUAAAGUAAAACGCUACCAAGAAUCUGUGGAAAUUGUCCAGUUUAAGUACGUGAAUGGAACGGAGAUUGUAUUGGGAGACGCUCAUGGGUUUACUUCACAGCCUUCUAUGGUUAAAGAAAAGUUUGUGCUCUCUGAAGAUGAAUACAUCACGUCUGUUCAUGGACACUAUGGUCAAAAGAUUCCAGUUGGACAAUCCUUUAAUUUGCAUGCUCGCUAUUGCAAUGGUAUAACGAUGCUUAAGUUCAAGACAAACAAGGAUACAUAUCAAGUGUUAGGAGCCGAAACAGAAGGUUAUGAGUAUGUGGGCACAUCGUUCGUGUUGGGGGAGACUGGUCACAAGAUUGUUGGGUUCCAUGGCAAGUCAUCUACAUUUUCUCUUGCACAAAUUGGUGUUUAUGUUUCGCCAAUUAAUAACGCUUAAGCUUUAUUAUCUUUUCUUACUCACUCUCCUAUUACUAUCAUCUCAUAAGUUGAUCUUGUGUUGUCUUCGUAGUUGUUUACACUCUCUUUAACUAUAAAUGCCUUAGUAAAGUGGUAUUUCUUCA
Molecule: messenger RNA, 1971 nt
Organism: Arabidopsis arenosa
Lineage: Eukaryota; Viridiplantae; Streptophyta; Magnoliopsida; Brassicales; Brassicaceae
Source: the annotation of a GenBank genome assembly